AUGGAGGAUUUGUACAAGUUAGUAGAAGAACAAGAGGUGUCGAAUGUGGAAAGACCGGAUGAAGAAGAUGACCAAUUUGACCCUGAGAUCAACAACCUCCAUCAACCUCUGCUCAAGAGGAACGGGACACUUUCGUCGAACCCUCUUGCCAUUGUUGGAGCCAAGGUUUCUCAUAUAGAGAGCUUGGACUAUGAGAUCAAUGAGAAUGAUUUGUUUAAGCACGAUUGGAGGAGCAGAUCAAGAGUUCAAGUGUUGCAGUACAUUUUCUUGAAAUGGUUUCUGGCAUUCUUAGUUGGACUUCUAACAGGAGUAAUAGCAACUCUUAUCAAUCUUGCUAUUGAAAAUAUUGCUGGGUACAAACUUCUUGGACUGGUUAAGUAUAUUGAACAAGAAAGAUACCUAAUGGGAUUCGUAUUUAUGGCCGGAGCAAAUUUUAUUCUAACUCUAGUAGCUGCCGUUCUGUGCGUUUGCUUCGCGCCAACGGCAGCUGGCCCUGGAAUUCCCGAAAUCAAAGCUUAUUUAAACGGAGUCGACACCCCAAAUAUGGACAGGCGUGACCUCAUCACGUGCGGGUCUUCGUCGGGUGUCUGUGCGGCCUUCCGUGCGCCAGUUGGCGGCGUCCUAUUCGCCCUGGAGGAGGUUGCCACCUGGUGGAGGAGUGCCCUUCUCUGGCGCACGUUUUUCAGCACGGCUGUUGUGGUUGUCGUCUUGAGGGCGGUGAUGGAGUAUUGCAAGUCGGGGGAUUGCGGGCUGUUUGGGAAAGGUGGGCUGAUUAUGUUCGACGUGAGUGGCGUCUCGGUGAGGUACCAUGUAGUGGAUAUAAUCCCGGUGGCCGUGAUUGGGGUGCUCGGCGGCCUUUUGGGGAGUCUCUAUAACUACACUCUCCACAAGGUGCUCAAGGUCUACAAUGUCAUAAACAACCUAAGCGUCUCCGUAUUCACCUCCAUUUGCUUAUACGGCCUGCCCUUCCUAGCCCAAUGCCGACCAUGCCAACCCUCCGACCCAUCUUGCCCGUCUUCGGGCCAUCUGAAGCGCUUCAACUGCCCCCCGGCCCAUUACAACGACCUUGCCACACUCCUCCUCACCACCAACGACGAUGCCGUGCGAAGUGUAUUCUCCAUCCAAACCCCCGGCCAAUAUUCCCUUCCUUCCCUCGUAAUCUUCUUCGCCCUUUAUUGCAUCCUCGGCCUCAUCACCUUCGGCAUCGCCGUCCCCUCAGGCCUCUUCCUCCCCAUCAUCCUCAUGGGCUCGGCCUACGGCCGCAUCCUGGGCCUUGCCAUGGGCCCAUAUACAAAGAUCGACCCGGGUCUUUACGCCGUCCUUGGGGCCGCCUCCCUCAUGGCCGGCUCCAUGCGCAUGACCGUCUCCCUAUGCGUAAUCUUCUUGGAACUUACCAACAACCUAUUGUUGCUUCCCAUAACCAUGUUGGUCCUAUUGAUCGCCAAAACCGUGGGCGAUUGCUUCAACCCGAGCAUAUAUGAGAUCAUUUUGGAGCUCAAGGGCUUGCCGUUUUUGGACGCGCAUCCUGAGCCGUGGAUGAGGAACAUCACGGUGGGUGAGCUGGCGGAUGUGAAGCCGGCAGUCGUGAGCCUCAACGGGGUCGAAAAGGUCGGGAGGAUAGUCGAGGUUUUGAAGAACACGACGCACAACGGGUUCCCCGUGGUGGAUACGGGAAACGGAGCGAACGAGCUUCACGGGCUGGUUUUGCGGGCCCACUUGUUGUUGGUGCUGAAGAAGAAAUGGUUUUUGGGGGAGAGGCGGAGGACGGACGAGUGGGAGGUGAGGGAGAAGUUCACGUCGAUCGACUUGGCCGAGAGGGGGAUGACGAUUGAUGAGGUGGCGGUCCGGAAGGAGGAGAUGGAGAUGUAUGUGGAUUUGCAUCCGUUGACAAACACAACUCCGUACACAGUUGUCGAGAGCAUGUCCGUGGCUAAGGCGAUGGUGCUGUUCAGGCAAGUCGGGCUCCGGCAUAUGCUCGUUUUGCCGAAAUACCAGGCUGCAGGGGUUUUUCCGGUAGUGGGGAUUCUGACUAGGCAGGACUUGAUAGCACACAACAUUCUGAGUGUUUUUCCUCAUCUGGAAUCAAAAGGAAACAAGAAGGAACAUUGA
Messenger RNA from Striga hermonthica, 2109 nucleotides. The record is from the annotation of a GenBank genome assembly. NCBI's taxonomy places the organism in Eukaryota, Viridiplantae, Streptophyta, Magnoliopsida, Lamiales, Orobanchaceae.